AUGGACAGCACCACCGCCGCCGCUGACACCUCCGCGCCCCGCAUGCCGCAGCGUAAGCGUGGUGCCCCGUGCACUGUGGCCGCGAUCGUGGGUCUCCAGCUUCUCACCGCCGGUGCAUUUGGCAUCAUGAGCCCCAUCCUGUCAAUCCUCAUGACGGAGGUCUCUCCUGCAGCAUUCUCCAAUGCGCUCGACGCAGUGCAGACGGAGACUGUGAUAGAGCCAACUGGCAAUGGAGACGCGCUGUCCGUCUCCCAGCAGGAGAAGAUGCAGGUCUUCGCGACGUCUCCCGACCUCGAAUUGCUCUGCAGGGAGAACGGUAUCACAGCCGCGCAAUUUGCGCGGAAUAGCGAGGCAGUGACGAGUUUGGACUUGUUUCUGGGCUUUUGGACGUCCAUGAGGAGCGUCGCGUACUUCCCAGCGCUGAGGGAGCUCUCGAAACGCGGACAGGAGCACGAGCUCGUCCGGAGUCCCAGAGCGGGGAGGCAAUGCGAGCAGCAGGAGAUGGACAAGGUGCUCAGCAGCGGCGUCUAA
Phytophthora sojae is the source of this 531-nucleotide messenger RNA. RefSeq lists its product as hypothetical. The record is from RefSeq and is a predicted model, not a curated record. The coding region runs from base 1 to 531 and encodes 176 amino acids. NCBI's taxonomy places the organism in Eukaryota, Oomycota, Peronosporomycetes, Peronosporales, Peronosporaceae. The transcript has 3 exons.